This is a messenger RNA of Drosophila rhopaloa, 459 nucleotides long. RefSeq names its product cytochrome c oxidase assembly protein COX16 homolog, mitochondrial (gene l(3)neo43). Gene Ontology annotation, biological process: mitochondrial respiratory chain complex IV assembly. The record is from RefSeq and is a predicted model, not a curated record. Bases 46 to 360 code for a protein of 104 amino acids. Lineage: Eukaryota; Metazoa; Arthropoda; Insecta; Diptera; Drosophilidae. Gene Ontology annotation, cellular component: mitochondrial inner membrane. The transcript has 2 exons.
AGCAGACGGUAGCAAGGUCACACUUAACAAAAUGUCAUAACAACAAUGUCGUUCAUAGAUAAAUUAAACUACUAUACCAAACGAAAAUCGUUUAAAUAUGGCAUACCCUUCCUCAUCAUGAUUGUGGCCGGCUCCUUCGGACUACAGCAGUUCUCGAACCUCAGAUAUCAGUACACCAAGAAGCAACCGGUGACGCCGGAUGAGAUGAAAAAGUACGGCGUGAGCAUGAAGAACCGCCAGGAGGUAACGCUGGAGUCGGAGUACGACAAAGUCAAGUCCGUGGACAUAGAACACUGGGAAAACAAACGCGGUCCACGUCCCUGGGAGGAAGAGGGUCUGCCGUCGACAGCAAAACACUAGACAUUAUGUUUCCUGAACAUAAACACUUUUUUAAAGCACACAUUUUGCUUGUUGAACAAUGGUCAUAGUCAUAAAUAAAUAAAUAUAAACAAUUGUUAA